Molecule: messenger RNA, 1462 nt
Organism: Eriocheir sinensis (Chinese mitten crab)
Lineage: Eukaryota; Metazoa; Arthropoda; Malacostraca; Decapoda; Varunidae
Product: thiol S-methyltransferase METTL7B-like
Exons: 5
Coding region: 200-1048 (282 amino acids)
Molecular function (GO): S-adenosylmethionine-dependent methyltransferase activity
Source: RefSeq, a predicted model, not a curated record
UCCUGACCUAAACACUUACCAAGAGGACCCAAGAGUUAGUUUCCAAGUGAGAAUUCAAGAGGAAACCCUAACCUAGACAUUUACCAAGAGGACCCAAGAGUUAGUUUCCAAGCAAGAAUUCAAGAGGAAACCCUAACCUAGACAUUUACCAAGAGGACCCAAGAGUUAGUUUCCAAGAGUCCAGGUGACAGGUGUGGCCAUGAUUCAGUGGAGCCAAAUACCUGACAGGGCGGCCGUCAGGGAGGGCAUCCUCAGCACCUCGGUGGCCCUCAAGGAGUAUGCCCACGCCAACCCCAAGGAGACAGGCGUUGGGCUGGGCCUUGCCACUGCCGGCCUGCUGCUGUGGUAUUAUGGAGCGGACUUGAGACACAGGUACUUUGCAUGGAUCAACAACAAGUUCGCCGACUUGAAGCAGGAAGACUAUGACAACUUCAAGAAGACAGCGUUUGCUGCCCUCAAGGACCUCGCCUCCCACGACCCAAAACUACGGGAGGAGAAGACGCUGAGGAUACUGGAAAUUGGCGCUGGUGUUGGCGCGAACUUCAUUAUGUACCCGGACAACACGCGGCUGGUGGUGGCCGACCCCAACCCACACUUUGAGCAGUACUUCAAAGACCACAAGGCAAAGUUCCCGCACAUCAAGUGUGAGACCGUCAUCAUCGCCAAAGGCGAAGAUAUUGACAUGGUGCGCAGCGAGAGCAUUGACGCAGUGGUGACGACGCUUGUGCUGUGUAGCGUGGACGACAUAGCCAAGGUGGUCAGCCAGAUCAAGAGGGUGCUGGUGCCGGGCGGAAAGUACAUCUUCGUGGAGCACAUCAAGGAGUGGGACAGGAAGAACCACUGGAUGCGGCGACACAUCCAGAACAUCCUGACCUGGAGCGGCUUCUGGCCCUUCACAUUCGACGGCUGCUACCUCAACCGCAACCCCCAGCCCAUCAUCGAGGCCGUGGGCUUCUCAGACGUCAAAGUGGAGAGGGAGUAUGCCCCCAUGCCAGCAGCCUUCAUGAUGGUUGCCGCACCUCACCUCAAGGGCGUGGCUACAAAAUAGAGGUAGAAGAAGGUGGAUGAGUGGACAGAAGUAGUUAGGGAGUGAGGGAAAAUUGUUAGAAUAGAGAUAGAAGAAGGUGGGUUGGUCUGUGCGUGUUGAUAGUGGUUUGUAUCAUAGAUAGAAGUAAGGGAGAAGGUUGAAAAUAGAAGUAGAAAGAGACGGGUCCCUGUUAGUAGGUAGUGUGGGUACAUAAGAGUAGUUAGAGAGUGAAGGCAGAGUGUGAAUAUAGAGAAAGAGGUGUAGGGAGUGAGACGAAGUGCGUUAGUGGGUAGUGGUGAGUAGGUAGAAGUAGUUAGGGAGUGAGAAAAGAAUGUGAAAUUAGAGGUAGAGGUGUCGGUACUUUGAGACUGAAAGAGAUGUGUGUGUGUGUGUGUGUGUGUGUGUGUGUGUGUGUGUGUGUGUGUGUGUGUGUGC